AUGCUAUUAGAAAACGAUAAUUUUCUAUUGGAAUUAACAAAAUUAUUUCAACAACAACGUGUUAAAAAUUCUGGUUCAUUAUCAUUAAUAAUGAAACGAUACGAUGGACGAACGAAACCAAAACCAAAAUUAACAAAAAAACAACGUCUUGAACAAAAAUCAUCAUCAAUUAGUCAUCCAACAACUCAUGAAACUGUUGUUGAAUAUAAAUGUCUUGUACGUGCAGUAUAUGGUUCAAAAAAAUUAUCAACUAUUGUUUCAUCAAAAGAUAUAAAUCGUUUUCAAUUGGCAUAUUCAAAUUUAUUAAAAGCAAAUAUGGAUACAUUGAAGAAAAAAGCUAAAGAAAAUAAAACAACAGGUCAAACAUCUACUAACACAAAUAGUAAUACUCCAUUAUCACCAAGGAUGACAACGGCAACGACAACAACAGCAACAACAAUAGCAUCAUCCUCAUCAUCAUCUGCUUCUAAUCAACAAAAGAAAACACCAACAACACCAGCUAAAAGAAAAUAA
Rotaria sordida is the source of this 513-nucleotide messenger RNA. The record is from the annotation of a GenBank genome assembly. Lineage: Eukaryota; Metazoa; Rotifera; Eurotatoria; Philodinida; Philodinidae.